Messenger RNA from Colossoma macropomum (tambaqui), 1614 nucleotides. RefSeq names its product somatomedin-B and thrombospondin type-1 domain-containing protein. The record is from RefSeq and is a predicted model, not a curated record. Bases 523 to 1317 code for a protein of 264 amino acids. The transcript is spliced from 6 exons. Lineage: Eukaryota; Metazoa; Chordata; Actinopteri; Characiformes; Serrasalmidae.
GUGAGAAAGAGAGUGAGAGAUAGAGAUAGAUAGAUAGCAGGAGAAAUAAAGCAAAAGAAAGCGAGUUUGAGAGAGAUCACACCCUUUAUUCAGCCCUCAUUUCUCCUCCUCCUCCUCCUCUCUCUCUCUCUCUCUCUCUCUCUCUCUCUCUCUCUCUCUCUCUCUCUCUCAGUGUUUUUCUGGAGAGCGGAGCGUCCAGACUGAGUGACCGACGGACAGGUUCUGCUCUCCUACUGCACAGACUGACCACCAGAAUGGACCUUUAUUUCAGCUGGACGUUCUAAAUGUGUUCCUGUAUAAACAGAGGAGAUCACACAGAGUCCAGCAGGAAACCAAACACUCACGUGGACUCACCCGGACUGACCUGGCCAGUCCCCUGACUGGCAGAACUGGACCUGUUGGAUUGUGUUUAUGGGGAAAGCAGAGAGAACAAAAAGAACACACACACACUGUUAUUGUGUUAGAGUAGAGCUGCUGCGCGAGCUCUGAGGCUCCCCUUCCCUCCCCUGUUUCCUGGCCAUUAUGAUUCGGGCAGCAGUGAUUCAGUGGGCCUCUGUGCUGCUAGCCGCUGUGUUUGGAGCAUUCCAUUCUGCAGAAGGGGGGUGUUCGGGAAAGUGUUGUCCAGGGACCGACCUUACCUGUACUUCACUGGACUGGAGCAGUGACCGUGUUUAUGGGACGUGUUACUGUGAUGAAAACUGUGUGAGGGCUAAAGACUGCUGCUUUGAUUACCCAACACAAUGCUCAGCCCAGCCGUGUGUGGUGAGUGAAUGGACGCACUGGAGCGGUUGUGCGCAGCCCUGCCAGCCUUCGUACCGCGUUCGGAGACGCAGCAUUGAGAUAAAUCCCCGAAAUAGUGGGCAGGCCUGUCCAGCUCUGGAGGAGAGAGCAGGCUGUAUGGAGUACCAGAACCAUCAGGGACAGAGCUGUGGUCAUGCACAAGGACCAGCUCUGAUAACAACAGCAGAGUACAGCAACAGCAGAAUAAUGCAGAGUUUAUACGGGACCCCACAGCAUUCUGGGUUCUGCAUGGAGUUUAGGGUGGAGUCGCUGAGCAGACACUGUAUGGUUGAGAAUAAACCCCACACGCGCUGGAUGCAGUAUCUGAGAGAAGGGUUUGUGGUUUGUGUUUUGUGCCAGCCGCCUGCCAUCAGCAACCACAGCCGCACCUGCCAAGGAGAUGGAUACUAUGCAGAAAGGGAUGACAUUCUGCACUGGCAGGCUGUGGGAAGUCCUCACUGCAGAGGAACGUGGAGGAAAGUUCAGAAACUGCAGCACUGCUCCUGUCCUCCAGUCCACAGCUUCAUCUUCAUCUGAAUGCAAACUAACUUGCACAUAAAAGGUUACAUUUAUAUUGGAAAAUUAAUUGUUACUGUUAUGGUUUAUGUAUAAAACUUAAUUGAUCACGAACAGACUGAAAAUACAAUAUAAUUUAGAAAACACUGGAAAUCCAUGUUGCCUACCUCCAGACUAAACUACAUGAACUUGAGAGGUAAUUACACCUUUCUAACUGUUCACAGUGGUGGAGAUAGGAACCAGUCCACCUCUAAAAGCUCCCUUUAGUUAUUACAUUAAAUAGUUAUGAAUAUGCUGUCUGAUGUCUAAGACAGUGUU